This is a messenger RNA of Stegodyphus dumicola, 795 nucleotides long. Its product is annotated as latrophilin-like protein LAT-2. The record is from RefSeq and is a predicted model, not a curated record. Gene Ontology annotation, cellular component: plasma membrane. Gene Ontology annotation, molecular function: G protein-coupled receptor activity. NCBI's taxonomy places the organism in Eukaryota, Metazoa, Arthropoda, Arachnida, Araneae, Eresidae. Gene Ontology annotation, biological process: G protein-coupled receptor signaling pathway; cell surface receptor signaling pathway.
GUAUCCCUUUCAUAACUGUACUACUAUCUUGCUUAGUGCGGCCUGAACAAAUGAUCAGAGAGAAGCAUUGCUGGCCAUCAAGUGAAAAAGGUUUCAUAUGGAGUGUCAUAGGACCGAUUGGAAUAAUUAUCACGGUGAAUUUUAUUAUCUUCAUUCUGGCUUUACACGCGGCUGCCAAGGUUGACAGAAUAAACUCCACAAACAAUACUUGUAGGGAAAAGAGAAAGUGUGUAGUGAAAAGAUUGAAAGGUAUGACUUCUUUGAUGUGUCUCCUCGGAUUUACGUGGGCCUUCGGAUUUUUCUAUGUUCCCAAGAACCCGGCUAUUUCGGCGUACCUCUUCGUGAUUCUGAAUGGCUUACAGGGCGUUUUCCUAUUCGUGACGCAAAUGAUUUUCAAUGACCAUGUCCGGCACAAACUUUUGUUCGCCUACAAAGAGAAAGUGGCUAAAAUUUCAACUGCAGUACUUUCAUGGCAUACCGUCGUGGACAAUCCGAAAGCCAAAGGUAAAGUUCACCCAGAACAGGAGCAAGAAUUCACUGAUAUUAACUCGACGACAAAUGUAGACUGCACUCCAUCGGCUCCUCCUCUUGAUGCUGAUUUCUGCAAAGUACGGCAUACAUGGUUUAUACAGUUAGAACAGCCGCCAUCUCAUCCUUUUGGAGUCAACACCCAAAAAACUUAGUCUAACAUUUUUACGAAUAAUUUAUGAAAGAAAUGCUAAUAGAAAUGGGAUAUGAAUAAUUUCAAUAAAAUUCCGAAUAAAUAAUAUUCUCUGAUUGCGAUCAUCCUUAAAA